Eutrema salsugineum is the source of this 1722-nucleotide messenger RNA. RefSeq lists its product as uncharacterized. NCBI's taxonomy places the organism in Eukaryota, Viridiplantae, Streptophyta, Magnoliopsida, Brassicales, Brassicaceae. The coding region runs from base 1 to 1722 and encodes 573 amino acids. The record is from RefSeq and is a predicted model, not a curated record. The transcript has 2 exons.
AUGGAGAACGCAUUGGCAUUGGUUCGUGAUGAUGCUGGAGUCUGGAGAGACCAAGAUGGUCAUAGGAACGAUUUUGAGCUCAAGCCUGUGUAUUACACUCUUGUGGGUCAGCAUCCUUUCCAUGGUCUUUCUCAUGAGCAUCCGAUGGAUCAUAUUGAGAGGUUUGAGGAAUUUGUCACCAGCAUCAAGUACAAUGGAGUGUCCAAUGAUUUCCUCUUCUGUAAGCUGUUCCCAUACUCUCUUGCUGGAGAAGUAGCUAACUGGCUGAAGCAGUUGGAACCAGGUUCGCUGACUACCUGGAAAGAGACCAGGAACGCCUUUCUGCACAAUUUCUAUGAUGAUGCCAGGUCUGAGGAACUGAGACUCAAAAUAUCAACGUUUUCUCAAGGACCAACUGAAUCAUUCAAGGCUGCUUGGGUGAGAUUCAAGUCAUAUCAAAGAGAUUUUCCACAUCAUGGUUUCAGUGAUGUUCAGCUGUUGGGUAUUUUCUUCAGAGGUGUUGAUUGGAGAUAUCAGAUUGCCCUUGAUGCAGCGAGCAAUGGAAACUUCAACACCAGAUACCCUGAAGACGCUGUUGUGCUUAUUGAGAACUUGGUAUCUAGCAAUAGUACCAAGAAUGCAGACUAUCAGCGAAAGAAGCAGGGUGGAAACAUGGAUGGAUCGCAGAUUGCUGAGGUGAAGGCUAAGCUUGACUCUGUUCAUAGCCUUCUAGCGGGUAAGAAGUCCGUCCGAUACGCUGCAGAGGUUAAGAAUUUCGAACCAGAUGAAGCCCUUGAGGAAGAGGUUGUUAACUUCAUCCAUGGAGCUGGAUUUCAGGGUCAGAGAUUUGGUACUCAGCAAGGGAACACGAAUUACAGUGGAAAUAAUCAGAGGAGUACCUUCACAGGUAAUCAGAACUCUUCUGGUUAUAACUCCAAACCUCAGUACCAUACAUCCUACUCCAACAACAGUUUUUCAAGGAACUAUGGUUCUCCUCCUACUCAAACUCCAGAUAAUGAGGUGAAGUCUAUGCUGGAACAGAUCUUGGAAGGUCAGCAGAAGAUGACUGUGGAUUUCAAUGGGAAGAUUGAUGCUCUGUAUCUGGAUCUGAAUGGAAAAAUUGAAGUUCUGAACACUCAUGUCAAGAAGCUUGAUACUCAGGUUGCUCAGACUGCAGAGUUUGUAAAAAGGCAAGAAGGAUUCCUUCCUGGGAAGAUUGAUACCAAUCAUAGGCAUUACUGCAGUGCAAUCUCGUUAAGAAGUGGUAAAAAGUUGACUCCUGUGCUGAAAAAGGGUGUUUCUGAGGAUGAAAUUGUGGAGUUGGACGAAUCUGAAGAAAAUUUCGAAGUUGCAGAGCCGGUGUCGAGCGACACCACAACCAGUGUCGCGCGUCACCAAUUGCAGAGCAAAGCUGAUAUUGCUCAAAGUACGAAAUCUGCUGAGGAAAAGGUUUACAAACCUAAGGUUCCUUACCCAAGGAGUCUUAGGAAGUCCAAGCAAGAGAUAGAUGAUGCCAGAUGCAAGGCUUUGAUGGAGAAGCUUGUGAUUGAGAUUCCUUUGGUUGAUGAUGUGAAGAUUGCUCCUACUCUCAGACACUAUGUGAAGAAGAUGGUGACUAAUAAUCUGAGUCAUGAGGAAGGAGUGAUGAUGAUAUCUGAACAGGUCAGUGUUGUGAUUCAGAAUAAGACUCCAGAGAAGAUCUCAGACCCAGGAAGCUUUGUUUUGGACUGCUCUAUCUUCUGA